Messenger RNA from Clupea harengus (Atlantic herring), 7642 nucleotides. RefSeq names its product BICRA like chromatin remodeling complex associated protein (gene bicral). Gene Ontology annotation, cellular component: SWI/SNF complex. The record is from RefSeq and is a predicted model, not a curated record. Lineage: Eukaryota; Metazoa; Chordata; Actinopteri; Clupeiformes; Clupeidae. Gene Ontology annotation, biological process: positive regulation of DNA-templated transcription.
UUUGAGUGUAUUAUAAUUUUGUGAUAAAAAUUUCAAGGAAAAAACACACACAACCUCCUUCCUCCCCUUCCUUCGGGGAGGGAAGAGAGUGAGCGUGGAGAGAAAAAUCUUUCUGAGACAGAGCAAGGACAGUGAGAAAAAUAUAUGAGUGGGAGAGGGAGAAGAAGGGGGAGGAGGAGGAGGAGGGGGAGCAAAUUAAAAGUUGCCAAAUGGAGAUAUUGGGUUUCAAGAGGAGUGAGACAGGAGUAUGGGUUUGCCUCUUUUUCAGUCGUCUUUAUGUUAUGCAAAUGGCAAUAAAUAUUUAUGGUUCCACGCGGUUUAGUUCGCUAGGUCCGUCGGCGAAUUCAACCCGUUUUGAAAUAGGUUGGGAAACGACACCGUUGCUAGCUCGUCGAGAAGGCCAGUGUUCACGGAGAAACGCUAGCUUAAAUCCGCUAGCCAGCUAAGCUGCUUUUCCUAAGCGUCAGGUUCUUUUCGUUAACGGCAACGUCAAAAUUCAUCUGUUCCGCGACUCUAGAGAAAUGUGACGUUUGCCAUCCUGCCAGAUGAGCUAAACAGAAGACAAAUGGUAGCUUCUGAAACCCCACGUCCACCUCUCUAGAAAAAGAGACCGCGUCAGCGACAAUCUAUAACUAGGCUGAGGCAGCUAGCUAACUGUUACGUACUGUACUCGCAUGAGAUUAUCAUUGUCUGUCGAUUUGGUCUAUUUUUGGAUGUAAAAUCGCAAGCUACAUUUCCAGGAGGGGGAAAGCAGCAUAUUUGUUGCUUGCCCUCUUGACAAACUACUGAGAGGGAAUUGGCUUUUACGGAAGCGUUUGUAGUGUCGAAAUAAACCGAAUCCUUUUCACGGACCGCAUUUUAAAUUGUUUUUUGAGGGUUGCUACGUCUACUUUUCCGCCCCCUCUGAUCAUCAUCUUAAGAGGGCAAGGAAAGGAAAAUUGGUUUCCACCUCCCUUUUUAUUUGUCUAACACUGGACCAUCUUAACAGAUAACGUUAGCAUGCGGAAAAUAUGUGAAAUGGCUAGCUAAAGAGCUAGCUAGCCAGUCAUGAAUGUUGUUACCUACUCACUGACCCAUUUUGUGUGUUGCUGACAUUGGGCUCUUUGUUAAAGGUUUCCUUUGUAGUAAAUAACAUUAACCUGCCCACCUUAAGUGUAACUCUAUACAAACUGACCGUAAGCGAGACAUAUUUUACUUGCAGUCUUUAUAUAGUCGGACAAUAAGAAAACUGGUGUUAGCCAACGAAAAGAGCAAUCAACAUGUUCUGUUUCUGAUCUUUGUUUUGCUAAAUAAAGAAAUGUUGCAACGGUGUUUGGUUUUAUUGCAAACAAGAAAGCGAGUCUGUAGGUUUUAAAACAUGUGAAUGAACUAGAUUAAUUGGGGUGCAUGGACACUGAUACUUACUAGCUGCCUGCCAGCUUGCUGACUAGCGACAGAAAAACAAAAUAUUCAGCUAAUUAGCCAAACUAUUGCACCGCCUUACUAUGGUGCUUGUGGUACUUAGGUUGCCGAAUGCAACAUUUGCGAUAUUUCAACUGGAUAAUUUAUUUUUCCACCCUUUUUAAUGCCUAGGGAAAAGGCUUUUAUGGGGAACCCCGUAGUCCACUGCAUUCUCAACAUGUUAGCAAUACUUCCAAACUAUCGAUACGUUAGUCACAUCAAGACGAAUAUCUUUAUAUUUUAAACAUUUAACGCUAUGUUUUUCUAGAAAAAAUAUAGUAUGUAUCAUUUUUGAACUGAUAAAUGUUCGAUGACCCCCCCCUUUCUUUGUCGCCGGCGUUGAGCCAAAGUGAGUGUCGCAGUGUGAAAACAACAGCCGCCAUUUUGAUAUCAAAAGCUUGUGUUAGUGAAAGGGACUAGAAAUGUUUUGUUUAAAGCUAACACUAAAGCAAGUGAAGUGUCAGUAAUAUGUAAAUGUAGGCUUCCUUGGCGAAGUAACAUUUUUACAGUUACUGCUCUAUCAACAGUUGUUACAUGAUUUUUUUUUUUAACGUUUUAUGUGAAGGCACAAUUAUCUCCCUCAUUUACAACCUACUCAUCCAGUAACAAUUGCACCAAGUUAUGUACAACACUGCAAUUUUGACGUUUCCAAAUCACCCCUUGUGUGUGCCCCCACAACCACACUACAACGAAUCAUAUUUUUCCUUAGUCCAUUGUCAUAAUCUGGUGUUAAUUGCUUGGAACUAGGCUACCACAUAGUUGCUGCUGUGGUUGGACUUUCACCAUCUGACCGGUUAAAAUACUUCACCCUAGUAUUCAUUUGAGAUUUGCUUACAAACUUUCCACAGCUCAGUUUCAAUAUCAAUAAGCAAAAGCAUAUAUUGAUGUUCAUUGUGGGUUUCAACCUGUCCCAAAGCACAGAACAGCCACCUGAAUACAAUACGAUCGAAAAACAAACAAAUAAAAAACUAAAAAUUAGUGAAAUUAUAGUCCAAGGGUCAUAAUGAAAACAAUGUGGUAUUUGUACUUUUGACACUCGUUUGGAAACGGGUCUGGUUAAAGCAUGCCAGAAAAGAAAAAAAAAACAUUUGAAAGGGGAUACACUUUUCAACCUUUUCACAGCAUUGUUUUAGUUCCUUGAUUAGAAGUAAUAACCUUGUGGAAAGCCAUAUUGCAAUUAGUGAUGUGUAAAACCUGAUGGUGGAUCUACUUCUGCUAGAACUAGUCUGAUGUCUGUGAAAUUGCCUUCUCAGGUGUCAUGGACGAUGAAGAUGAUCGGCGUCUUCUGGAUAUCAUAGGAGACGUGCAGGCUUUGAAUGACUAUCUUCACGGCUCUAAUACCAAGACGAUUGAGGAGGAGGAUGUGACAAAUGCAGCAUUUGGCAACUCUAGCUCUUUUUUUACCGGUGGCACAGGUGGAUCCAGUGCCGGAUUUAAGGACAACACAAAUCGUCUGGGGGAGUUCAGCGAUGCCAGUGAGGCUGGCCUGCAGCUCUCCAACAGCCUGCAGUUCAUCGAGGAUGAGCUGGGAGGGGACGCGUCGCCUGGCGCAGUGGACCUCGGGGGUGAGGACCAACCUUUCGACAUCCUCCAGAAAUCCCUCUUGGAGGCGGACAUCACCGAGCAGACGUUGGCACAGGAGGCUCUGCUGGACUCUCAGCCCGCUCCUGUGCCCACCACCACUGCCGCCACCUUCCCCCAGCAGCUGGUCUCGGGGGGGUUCGGUGGUGGGGCAGGGGUAGUUGCCCCAGUUGCUCAACCUCAGGCUUUCAUCCAGCAAGUCCCCCAGUUGCCCAUGCCAAACGGCCCUACGGGGCACAUUCAAGUGCUGGGGUCUUUUAACGGCAACACACCCUCUAUGAUGGCUAUCAACAGCCUGGAGCGCCCCCAGAUAUUGCUGAGGCCUACUGGGAACGCAGUGACAAGCACUAGCAACCAGGGGGCAGUGUUCGCCCCCACGGCCACCGGCCAGGUAUCUAUGCCCUUCAAGGGUUGUGGGACAACCAUACCUGUCCAGAACAUUAUCAUUCAGAGGGGACACACUCCUCAGACAUUGGUAAGACCCAUUCAGCCCAAACCCUUGCAGCCGGGGGGACAAACCGUGUACAACAUUAGCAACCUGGGCCUCCAGCCCAACACCACUGCCCCCAUCAACCCCGGAAGUGGGGCUUACACGGCCAGUGGUUCCCCACAGGCGUCUCAGCAGGUGAAGGUGGUCAGUCAAGCCAGCAGCAUUGUGGUUCACUCAACCCUUGGUCAGCAAGGUCAACACCAACACCAACAUCAACACCAACACCAACAACAGCAGCAGCAGCAGCCCCAGGGGAGUGUGUCAUCUGGGCAGUUCCUUACCCUCACCCCUGGAUCUUCAGUGCAGGGCUUCCAGGCUGUGAAUGGACAGGUGUUGCAAGCCAACACGCAACCGGUGGACCAGGCCUCCUCGAACACCACCACCACCACCACCUACUCCAUCUUGCCCAAUCAGAGCGGAGCGGUCCAGCUUAUUGCCGGGCAGAACUUCACAACCACCGGUGGGCAGCUCAUAGUGAAUCAGGGGAUGGUGGCUGCAGCGGGGAACACAGUAGGGCAAAUGUCCCCAAACAUGGUGACCCAAGUCCCCCAAAGGUCGAGUGGCGGCAUCACCACCAAAGUCUGGACGGGGGUCACGGCCAGUUCAACGUCCAGCCUGGCACCUGUCCAGGUCAACCCUGCUCAGACUCGGCUGACGUUGGUCAGCUCGUCGGGUCAGGGCUUCCAGACGCAGCAGCAGGUGACAGUGGGCCCGGCACAGCGCCUCCUGGUGCCCGUGGGGCAGAAUGCAUCGGGGACCACACAUGGCAAUAUGCAGGAGAUGCAGUUUGAGAUGCAGGCAGUGCCUUUGAGUCAGGAGUCCUCCAGCGCUCAGAAAGCACAGCCUCAGUUGGUCAAUCUUCUUGGUACCAAAGCUGCGCAAACAAUGACCUCCAUCAAGCAGGAGUCUCCAUGCCUGGCCAGCACACAGCUCAACCAGCAAAAGAGGCCGGCACCCCAGCAGCUCACCAGAGGAGGAAUGAUCCUGCAGCAGUUGCGACAGGACCAUGAUGACGUUUUGUCCACAGACCUGGCUCCUUUCAACUGUCUCGACGAUGUCAUGUACAGACUGCUGCCCUUCCAUGUGUUCCAGGGAGCCCGACCCAGCGAAGAGGAGUUUGCUAAAGUGGAUGAGGAGUUUGAGGCAGUGGCCACACAGGUUCUGAAGAGAACUCAAGCCAUGGUGAACAAAUACCGACGCCUUCUGAUGGUGGAGGCCGAGCGAUCAAGUCCCUCUUCUGAGAUGGUGAUGAUCGACAGAACUUUUAAUCAAGAGGAAAGGAGCAACUUGACCCAGGACAAACGCAUGGUUCUGGUAGACCCAGACGGAUUCUUGGAGGAUUUCUGCUGCAUGCCCAGUCUGCCAGCCCCAAGCACCACCCCCCGGGUGGACCCAGCCUGCCUCAGCAGGACCCCAUCUCUGGGGCCCCCCUCUUUGGGAUCCCCCUCCUUGGGGUCCCCCUCGCUGGGGUCCCCCACCAGCUACCCUGGCAGACCCAGGGGGCAAGGAGGAGGAGGAGGGGAGGGUCUAGGCCGGCCCGUCACAGCGGCACAGGACUCGGGUUACAGGACAGAGUACCAGCCAGGUUUUGAGGACCCGGGUGGGGGGGCAGAGCAGGGUGGCGGCGGCGGGCACUUGGCUGCAAAGAACAUUCUAGAAAUGAAGAAGAGCCAGAGGUGCAGCAACAACAAUGUGAUCAUCAGCAGUGGCUACCACCAACCCCAACACCCGCAACAACUCCAACACCCACACCCACAUCCACACCCACACCCACAUCCACAUCCACAUCCACAUCCGCACCCGCACCCCCACUACCAGGUCACUCACUCCUCCCCCCCAAGCUCCGCCCAGCACAGCUCUGCCCAGCUACAGGCGUCUGGCCAGGGACGGGGCCACGGACAAGCCCCGACUCCCGAGCACGGCCACCAGCCAUUGGUCGAAACGGACUCUGUGCUGGAGGCUGCGGUGAAUAGUAUAUUAGAAUGUUAGAUUGUGCCAUAAGCUUUUUUUUGUUGUUUUGUUUGUUUAUUUGUUUUGUUUUUGUUUUGUUUGUUCUUGUAUUUAUCGGUUCUAUUCUCCUCCCUCUUUAUCACAUGUUCUUUCAUGAAGGUCAACAUUGUGAAGCUGCACAGUCGAUGGCCUGAAUAAGGAUGGCAAGAGUAGGAAGUGGAACGGGAUGUUGAGCGUGGUAACACAGACGUGCCCGUCACAAGUUCUUUUUUUGUCCCGGUGAAAUUGACUUGAAGAUGCCUUGGGUUGAAAACAUUUUCCCACAGAAUGCUGCCAUAUAUGAACACCAACACACACAUAGGCGCACAAGUGAAAGAGUGUGUGUAUUUGUGUGUUUGCCACUUUGCACACAAAGUCGUCGUGUGGGUGCGCUGUAUAGGAUAUCAGAUCUUAUUGAGCCAGUAGGUGAUUGUUAUUAGUGAAUGAAAAGGUACACGGUCUUCUUUAAACAUUUCCACUUUUUCCACUCUCGUGGGAUCAGUGAUCCUCAAGUUUCCAAACAGUCUUUCAAAUUGUCUUUUCUUUUCAAUCAGCUUCUAAAUCAUGUUCAUUCAGGACAGCCAUGUCGUUGGUGAUUGUGUUCACCAUGUGCUAGAGGUCUUGAUUCUCUGUUGACUGUGGAGAUGCCGGUUUGGUCUUGUCAUCUGACGUCAGCUACGGUUGAUAACAUGAGCAGAAGCAACAGCACUUUGGAUCAGAGUUAGGAAAGAACACCAACAACUCAAUGUUUAAUUUCUUUUACUUUGAAGAGAGAGUUUUUUACUUUCUGUGUUGUGUAAUUUUGUUUUGAUCUGGCAUUAAUAUUUUUUUGUACCUUAAAGGUAUAUAAUCACCUGCAAAGACAGAAAUUCAGUGACAUGGUUUUUGUGCAGGGAAGGGUAAGUCCUCAGAUUGAGGUUGAAUAUGUUACAAAGUUCAACAUGUUAGUUUUUUGUUUUGUUUUUUAAAGUGAUAUUUGCAAGAAAUUUGUUGCUUUUUUGACAGCACUGCUGCCCUGCAGUUCUGGCUUAUAGAUUGGAAAACACGCACACUGGGUGUUGUGAUAUGUUUAGGAGCCUUCUGAAAUGGGGCAAUUAUGUCUUUCGUUCUUUUCUGGAAGUUUUCUUUAGGUUCUUUUUUGUUUUCUGAACGAGUGCCCCCCCUGCUGGUCAGGUUCUGGCCUCUUGGUGUCAGGCUGUGAAGAAGUCUUGUGCCCUCUAGUGGUAAAGCUCAGUUGCACACACAUAUACGCUCACAACAUAGGAUGCAUUCAUUCAGACGAUGCUUUACAACUUCAAGGCUACAUCUAUGAUCAUAAGUGUGAGUGUUGUGACUGAUCUUACUGGCUAUGUAAUUCUCACUAUUCAUAAGGAUGGCAAUGGAGGAGGCGGAGGUUUAAGCUGGAGAGAAGAUCCUCGAAAUGUUUUGCAAUGACAACAUUCUAGGAGGAACCCCUUUUUUCUCUUGGCUAUUUCAGCAUUUGGUGAAUGGUGGAGAAAAAAUGUUUUACUUUGCCUGUCUGGUUGUGUCUAUCGUAUUACGCAUAAACAUUCUUCAACACCCCCCCUAUCCCACCCCACUGUCCUCUACACUACAGUCUGUUCUUUUAGCCAGCAAUUCUACCAAAAAUGACUGAGAAGAGAUGUGCAUCUGUGAACUAUGCUCUAAUGUACCAAGAGCACUUUUGAAGACCUUAAGUUUGAAGGGCUUCCUUGCCUUAGGUGAGCGCAAGUGGAAGAUAUGUACAUGUUUGCAUAUUGUUGUUUUUGCGCUGCUUUGUUAUUUUAUUUUUGUUUCGUUUUUUUUGUUGGGUCGAGCAAGAGUGGCCUUCAAAUUACCCCACAGCAUCUGAGUUUUGUUUUGUUUGUUUGUCUUUCAACAUUUCAUUUUCUAUCAGUAUCACUCGAGACUUUUUUUUUUUUACAAAAUAAAUAAAACGUGAAACACAAGAUAUUUAUAAUUUUUGUAAAAAAAAAUGAAUAUAAAACAAAAACAAAAGAUGUUAUUUUUAUUAUUUUGGUUAUGGCGUGUUUAUGUCAAAUCAAUGUUAUACUGUCAGUUCUCAAUUUUUUUUUUGUGAGUGUUCACUACAGCAGAAGAGAAAAAAAAAAACAAUAUUAAAUUCAUUUUUGAAUACUGUCA